This is a messenger RNA of Papaver somniferum (opium poppy), 828 nucleotides long. RefSeq lists its product as uncharacterized. NCBI's taxonomy places the organism in Eukaryota, Viridiplantae, Streptophyta, Magnoliopsida, Ranunculales, Papaveraceae. Bases 1 to 828 code for a protein of 275 amino acids. The record is from RefSeq and is a predicted model, not a curated record. The transcript is spliced from 3 exons.
AUGCACCGUCAAGCGCUGGAGUUGGUUAAGUGCAUAUGUAAAGAGCUUCCAAAAGUACUAUCAUCCAAGAAAAAAUCAGACGAUGCAGUCGUUCACAUUAAUAGAACAGCGGCGAUUAAAGAUGAAAAACGUGUUCUCAAAGAUUUCUUCGAAAAUACAAGCAUAUUGAGCUCUGCUGCCAGUUCCGGGGCUGUUGAAGUCUUAGAGGAAUGUACUCAAAUUAUGCCGGAGUUAGUCAUGCUUGAUAUGGAGAAGCAAUCACCACUGGCAGUGGCAAUUGGACAAAGAACUGAUAGGAUUUUUAACUUGAUUCUUAAUGUGACUAAUGACAAUAAAGAUAAGUUUGCGACUGUUAAAGACAAAGAUGGUAACACAUUGUUGCAUUUAUCUGCCAAGUUAGCUCCAUCGACCCGACUAAGUGAAAUAUCUGGUCCAGCUCUUAGGAUGCAACGAGAACUUCAGUGGUUUAAGGAGGUGGAACAUUUUACUCCACAAAAAGAUAGGCUAAUUACAAACAAAGCUGGGAUGACUGCUCGAGCUUUAUUCACAGAAGAACAUGAGAAGUUAAUGAAGCAAGGAGAAGAAUGGAUGCAGAGAACAGCUGGGUCAUGCAUGGUGGUUGCUGCUCUCGUGACAACCGUUGUGUUUGUUGCCGCUUUUACUAUACCCGGUGGAAACUAUGGCGACAGCAAUAGCGAAAAAAAUGGUACACCAAUUUUUCUAAAUAACACGUCAUUCUUACUAUUUCCUCAAGUCAUUGCCAAAGAAGUUGAUACUUGGUCUCCUGAGUCUCUUCUUGUCUGUAGUUUCCAUGAUGAUAGCUUUUAG